AUGGAAGUAUUCGAUGAACCUGAUGAGGAAGAAGAACGCCAAAUUAGCCAAUACAUCGAUGUGGUAGACUCACCUAGGGUUUCACAGAACGAGAGUGAGUAUCAAAGAAGCUGCACCUUGUCUUGUUCUUGGGAUCUCAACAACUAUCACAAUGUUUAUGCUGGACUACAGAAUGGAAUGGUUUUAGUAUUUGACAUGCGUCAAAACAGAGGACCUUUGGUUUCGUUGGCUGACGUAACAAGCAAUUCGGUUCAUAUUGUAGAUGGAUUUCAUGUUUGUCUCAAGAGAAGAGGUGAUGGUUCUUAUUCUCAGAAACAGUCAUCCACACAAGCUAUAUCCACCCGUGAACUCAUCUUGCAAGAUCCUUGGUCUUUUGCUGUCUCACAACGGUUCGCAUUGUCAAGUCAACUUCCGCUUCAAGAUGUGAAAUACGCUAACCUCAAUGGCUCGGGUCUGCUCGGUCUCUUAACCAAUGAUAGAUUCCAGUUUCUUAGAAGCGAAUCUCCAUGA
Messenger RNA from Arabidopsis thaliana (thale cress), 510 nucleotides. RefSeq names its product E3 ubiquitin-protein ligase. NCBI's taxonomy places the organism in Eukaryota, Viridiplantae, Streptophyta, Magnoliopsida, Brassicales, Brassicaceae. Gene Ontology annotation, cellular component: nucleus. Bases 1 to 510 code for a protein of 169 amino acids. The transcript is spliced from 3 exons. Gene Ontology annotation, biological process: protein ubiquitination; interstrand cross-link repair. Gene Ontology annotation, molecular function: ubiquitin-protein transferase activity. The record is from RefSeq and is marked reviewed.